Molecule: messenger RNA, 995 nt
Organism: Phaethon lepturus (White-tailed tropicbird)
Lineage: Eukaryota; Metazoa; Chordata; Aves; Phaethontiformes; Phaethontidae
Product: protein arginine N-methyltransferase 8
Exons: 7
Biological process (GO): peptidyl-arginine methylation
Cellular component (GO): plasma membrane
Molecular function (GO): protein-arginine N-methyltransferase activity
Source: RefSeq, a predicted model, not a curated record
AUUGAAUGCUCAAGUAUAUCUGACUACUCAGAAAAAAUUAUCAAGGCCAACCACUUGGACAACAUAAUCACAAUAUUUAAAGGUAAAGUGGAAGAAGUUGAAUUACCUGUGGAUAAAGUAGACAUCAUCAUCAGCGAGUGGAUGGGUUACUGUCUGUUCUAUGAGUCAAUGUUAAACACAGUCAUCUUCGCACGAGACAAGUGGCUGAAACCUGGAGGGCUAAUGUUUCCAGACCGAGCUGCUUUGUACGUGGUAGCAAUUGAAGACAGACAGUACAAGGACUUCAAAAUUCACUGGUGGGAGAAUGUGUACGGCUUUGACAUGACCUGUAUUAGGGAUGUUGCCAUGAAGGAGCCUUUGGUGGACAUAGUAGAUCCAAAGCAAGUGGUGACCAAUGCCUGUUUAAUAAAGGAAGUAGAUAUUUAUACAGUGAAGGCUGAAGAAUUGGCAUUUACUUCUGCAUUCUGCCUCCAGAUUCAGCGUAAUGAUUACAUUCAUGCCUUGGUCACCUAUUUUAAUAUCGAAUUUACAAAGUGCCACAAGAAGAUGGGAUUUUCUACAGCACCUGAUGCUCCCUAUACUCAUUGGAAGCAAACUGUCUUCUACUUAGAGGACUAUUUAACUGUGAGACGAGGAGAAGAAAUCUAUGGGACUAUAUCCAUGAAACCAAAUGCAAAAAAUGUGCGUGACCUGGAUUUCACAGUAGACUUGGAUUUUAAAGGACAGCUGUGUGAAAUGUCAGUAUCUAAUGACUACAAAAUGCGCUAGCAAGAAACCUUUCAGCAAGAUGAAAAGGAGAAUUUUGUCAAGUCCUGAACUGCUGAACUUCAAGCUAGGAACAACGGUUCACAAGAUUAUUAUAUUAAAUGUUUACUCUGAUGGAAAGUGGUAACCUCAGCCUUCUUGCAGACAGUACAAGGGGCUGGGAUCCCACUGUACAGUAUACAGAAUUGUAGCUUUUGUCAAACAUAUAGGAAAAAUAGGCAACAGUCUUU